Cuscuta campestris is the source of this 1724-nucleotide messenger RNA. Lineage: Eukaryota; Viridiplantae; Streptophyta; Magnoliopsida; Solanales; Convolvulaceae. The record is from the annotation of a GenBank genome assembly.
AUCAAAUUCUCCCCAGCCCUUCGGUUUCUCUUCCUACAUACGAGCUGCAUGCCAAAUCUAUGGACGAUGUCUUAAGAAUCCUUAUGAUUCUAGCUUGAGGAACCGGCCAGAAAACACACGUAAAUUGUGAUGAUUUGAUUUUUGAAGGUAGCAUGCUUUUUUUCUUUGUGAUCAGAUGCCAAGUAUAGAAGAAGAUAAAGGAAGUGGUACUCCAAGUAACGUAGAUGAACAGUCAACGUCUGACCAAAGCCGAAUUAAUGGAAGUAACAUGGAGAGAACAAUAAUAAAUAUGGUGUUAGAUGAAGGCUUUGAAAGUAUUGCUCUUAAACAUUCUCUCCCACCCCAAAAUGAUAUUCGAAGCAAGCCACUUUGCCAACAAAAAAAUGGAAGAAUCUAGAAGCAUGCCUCCCACAAACGUUAGACGAGAACUAAUUGAUUCACAUAUUAAGACAAGGGGAGUACUGCCUGGAUCACCAGUUCAAACAAACUUAUGUAUAUCACUCACUGCCCCUUUAGGCAACAAAAAUGUCAGUGGUGGGACAUCAAUUGAUGAAGGGCAAAUGGGAAAGAUGAUUACUUCCUUUGUACCCAAACCACCAAAGUAUACCUUCGCUAGGCCACCGGCUGAAGGAAGAAUGAACAGCCAGUUGCUUCCACGUUACUGGCCCAGGAUAACUGAUCAGGAAUUGCAGCAAAUAUCGGGAAACACAAAUUCCUCCAUUGUACCAUUGUUUGAAAAGGUCUUGAGUGCUAGCGAUGCAGGUCGAAUCGGGCGUUUGGUACUUCCCAAAGCAUGUGCUGAAGCAUAUUUUCCGCCGGUUUCACAACCUGAAGGCCUCCCUAUAAGGAUUCAGGAUACAAAGGGGAAGGAGUGGGUGUUCCAGUUCAGGUUUUGGCCAAACAAUAAUAGCAGGAUGUAUGUUUUGGAGGGUGUGACCCCCUGUAUUCAAUCCAUGCAAUUGCAAGCUGGUGAUACUGUAAUUUUCAGUCGUAUGGACCCGGAAAGAAAGAUUUUGCUGGGGUUCAGAAAAACAUCAAGUGAAACUUUCUUCUCAGCUCUCGCAAAGAAUGUGCCCUUAAUGAGUGGUUAUUCUGGCAUGCUUCAAUCUUUCAGUGGGAGCAAAGAGCUUGUUACAUCUUCUAAAAGUAGUGUGGAUGUGAAUUGGUACUUGCCCUCGAAUAUUGGAAACAAGAACGGGGAAGGUCCACAUUCGCUAUCACUUAUGACUCCAGACCGCAAAAGAAGUCGAAAUUUAGGCUCAAAAAGUAAAAGGUUGCUUAUUGAUAGACAAGAUGCAUUUGAGUUGAAACUUUCAUGGGAAGACAAACAAGAUAUGCUCCGUCCACCACUCAGUGCUAGGGUCACUACCGUUAAGAUAGAGGAUUAUGAAUUUGAAGAAUAUGAAGUAUGGAACUUGUAAUUUAUUAAAAUCAAUAUCUGUGGCUUUAUUGUUUUAACUGUUGGGUAGUUCAAAGCUCAGGUUUGUAAUACCCUGCACUUAACUAUGAAAAGUUCUUGCUACACUUCUUAUACCCAAGCUUCUGGUUUUGUAGGAACCCCCUGCCUUUGCAAAGAGAAGCAUUUUUACAGUUCGCUUGUCUGGGUAAGAUAAUUUUAGUAGGAUAUAUAGUACAUCUAAUGACAAUUAUUUUCUAGAAUCGUCCAAGGACCAUUAGCAAUAAGAGUUGAGACCUUUAAAUGUUAAAUGUUGUUCUAACAUUUU